AUGAUUUCGAUGGGGAGUGUCCCAAAACCCUUAGAGGAAGAAGAUAAUCAAAGCACAGUCGAACUCCACCACGACCACGCCGGUAUUCCCGUUCGCUACGCUUCUCUCGAGCGCGUCUACUCCGUUUCCUCUUCCGCCUCUUCACUGUGUUGUGUUAGCACCGCCGGUUCACACAAUGUGAUGUCCAAGAAAGUCAAUGCCCAGAAGCUCACGGUGGCCGAUGCUUUCGAAGGUUACGGUUGUCCGGAUGAUUUUGAGUUCCGGCCCCACCGACGACCGGAGAUUGUUCACGUCUACAGUCGCCGUAGGAGGCGGCGGCGGGAGCCUUUCCUUGAAGAGGAGGAGGAGGAGAAGCAGAAGCAGAAGAGACGGAGGAUUGGUAAUGGCGAGCUGAUGAAACUAGGCGUGGACUCGAGUACUUUCAGCGUCUCUACAACCCCGCGUUUAAGGGGGUGCAGAAUUAACGCUGCGUGUAGCGGAAAUAAGCGAAAUGGAUCUUCGCAGAGGAAGGGGAAGGUACUCCUCCCAGCUUCUCCUACAUCUAAGAAAUGGGUCAGGUUAAGUUAUGAUGGUGUCGAUCCUACAACUUUCAUUGGGCUGCAAUGCAAGGCAAGCGCUGAGCUAUAUUGUUAUGUUUUUUGGCCGCUGGAUGCUGAUUGGUAUCCUGGUUCUGUAAUUGGAUACAAUGAAGAGAAUAAGCAUCAUAUUAUUAAAUACGGAGAUGGAGAUGGCGAGGAGUUAGCUCUUCGCCGUGAAAUGAUCAAAUAUUUUGUUUCUCGUGAAGAGAUGGAGCUGUUAAAUCUGAAGUUUGGUACUAAUGAUGUGGCUGUGGGCGGUCAAGAUUAUGAUGAGAUGGUUGUAUUGGCUGCUUCUUUUGAGGGAUGCCAAGAUUUUGAGCCUAGAGACAUCAUAUGGGCGAAACUAACUGGUCAUGCUAUGUGGCCAGCAAUUGUUGUGGAUGAAUCUGUUAUUGCAAAGAGGAAGGGUCUAAAGAACAAGGCAUUGGGAGGAAAAUCAAUCCUAGUACAAUUUUUCGGCACUCAUGAUUUUGCUAGAAUACAAGUCAAACAAGCAGUCUCAUUUCUUCAAGGGCUUCUCUCACGGUCUCCUCUGAAGUGCAAGCAACCUCGGUACCUAAAAGAAUUCAAGCUUCCAGGAAGGAUGGAUCAACUUCAAAAAGUUGCUGAUACUGAUUGUUCGGAAAGGACUAAUAGUGGAGAAGAGGACAGCUCAAACUCUAGUGAUGAUUACACAAAACAUGGAGAAGUCUGGUUGCGACCAGUGGAACAUGGAGAUUCUUUGCUUACAAUUGGAGAUCUGCAGAUAAUAAAUCUUGGAAGAAUCGUGACAGACUCUGAGUUUUUCAAGGAUAGUCAUCAUACUUGGCCUGAAGGGUAUACAGCUAUGAGAAAGUUCACAUCACUCAAAGAUCCUGGCACAUCUGCCAUGUACAAGAUGGAAGUGCUUAGAGAUGCCGAGUCAAAGAUUCGCCCUGUUUUCAGAGUUACAACGAAUAGCGGUGAGCAGUUCAAAGGAGACACUCCAUCUGCCUGCUGGAAUAAAAUAUAUAAUAGGAUUAAAAAGAUCCAGAGUGCUUCUGAUAGUCCUGAUAUAUUGGGUGAAGGACUACAUCAAUCUGGUGCACAUAUGUUUGGCUUCUCCAACCCAGAAGUCGAUAAACUUGUACAGGGGCUAUUACAAUCCAGACCAAUUUCCAAGGUUUCUCAGCGCAAAAAUAGUUCGGGGAAGUAUCAAGAUCAACCUACUGGUUACCGACCUGUGCGGGUUGACUGGAAAGAUCUCGAUAAGUGCAAUGUCUGCCACAUGGAUGAGGAAUAUGAGAACAAUCUGUUCCUGCAAUGUGAUAAAUGUAGAAUGAUGGUCCAUACUAGAUGCUAUGGGCAGCUGGAACCCCGUGAUGGUGUUCUGUGGUUAUGCAACUUGUGUCGUCCUGGUGCUCUUGAUUUUCCUCCACGAUGUUGUCUUUGUCCUGUAGUUGGUGGCGCUAUGAAGCCGACAACUGAUGGGCGCUGGGCUCAUCUGGCUUGUGCCAUAUGGAUCCCAGAAACAUGCUUAUUGGAUAUCAAGAAAAUGGAACCCAUUGAUGGGGUUAAUAAAGUCAAUAAGGAUCGUUGGAAGUUAAUGUGCAGCAUCUGUGGGGUAUCUUAUGGAGCUUGUAUCCAAUGUUCAAACAGUUCUUGUCGAGUGGCAUAUCAUCCACUAUGCGCUCGAGCUGCUGGUCUCUGUGUUGAGCUUGCGGAUGAGGAUAGGCUUUUCCUUCUAUCAAUGGAUGAUGAUGAAGCAGAUCAGUGCAUCCGCCUGCUUUCAUUUUGCAAGAGGCAUCGGCAAACAUCAAAUGACCACCUAGAGACAGAGUACAUUAUCAAACCUGCUCAUAAUACUUCCAAGUAUCUUCCACCUCCUAACCCAUCUGGCUGUGCUCGUACUGAGCCUUAUAAUUAUCUUGGAAGAAGAGGACGAAAGGAACCCGAAGCUCUUGCUGGUGCUUCGUCAAAACGAUUAUUUGUUGAGAAUCGGCCGUAUAUUGUUGGUGGUUACUCUCGACAUGACUUUUCAACCUACGAACGCAUUUAUGGAUCAAAGGUGUCACAGAUAAUUACUCCAAGCAAUAUUCUAUCUAUGGCCGAGAAAUAUAGAUACAUGAAGGAAACAUACAGGAAGAGAUUAGCAUUCGGGAAAUCAGGAAUUCAUGGUUUUGGUAUCUUCGCAAAGCUUCCGCACAGGGCAGGAGAUAUGGUGAUUGAAUACACUGGCGAACUCGUUAGGCCUUCAAUAGCUGACAAGAGAGAACAUCUGAUAUACAACUCAAUGGUGGGUGCCGGGACCUACAUGUUUAGAAUUGAUAAUGAGCGGGUCAUCGAUGCUACAAGGAUAGGAAGCAUUGCCCAUCUGAUUAAUCACUCAUGUGAGCCAAAUUGCUAUUCAAGAGUUAUUAGUGUUAAUGAUGAUGACCAUAUUAUCAUAUUUGCAAAAAGGGAUGUCGCAAAAUGGGAAGAGCUGACCUAUGAUUAUAGGUUCUUUUCAAUUGAUGAGCGCCUUGCAUGUUACUGUGGUUUCCCAAGAUGCCGUGGUGUUGUUAAUGACACAGAAGCCGAAGAACGACAUGCAAAUAUUCAUGCUUCUCGCUCUCUUAUGAAAGCUACUUCUCAGGUUAGUAGAUGUCUUAUCCCCAUUGAAGAUGACGAGAUAUUUUAUGCGUCUUGA
Thlaspi arvense is the source of this 3225-nucleotide messenger RNA. Lineage: Eukaryota; Viridiplantae; Streptophyta; Magnoliopsida; Brassicales; Brassicaceae. The record is from the annotation of a GenBank genome assembly.